Messenger RNA from Theileria equi strain WA, 1148 nucleotides. RefSeq lists its product as hypothetical. The record is from RefSeq and is a predicted model, not a curated record. NCBI's taxonomy places the organism in Eukaryota, Apicomplexa, Aconoidasida, Piroplasmida, Theileriidae. Bases 12 to 1148 code for a protein of 378 amino acids. The transcript is spliced from 5 exons.
GCAACUCACAGAUGCAAUAUGUUUUAAUCAUAUCGAAAAUCAUCGCAUUUGUAUCGCAAUUCCAUCUGCCAACUACACACUGUACCGAAAAGGGAAACACGGAAGAUUCUACCGGUAAUAUCAGCGUCACUGGCUACAUAAAUAUCAAAAAUGAAACAUAUAGAGCCACCUGCAACUGUCCAUCCCAUAUCGAAACCCUGGAGAAUAUGGUCUACAGGAACAAAGGGCUAUGUCAACCGUCGAAGCUCAAAGUCAGAAGCCACAAUGUGAUUCCAAGCGAUAAAUAUAGUGUCAUCUAUAACAUAUUCAAACGUAUCCCUCUGGAUGAUUUCGUAGAGAUAAAGGACACACAUAUAUCCUCUAUGGAUGGAAGAAUUACGAAAAAAUCACUCUUUUCUCCAGGCGGUGAUUUGGGUUUAUUCAUACAAACGCUGUUUAUAAUGUUCAAUGGACAAGCUUCAUCAGAAGACAUGGUAACAAAUCUAAUGCGCCAAUACGUGCAAAGUAUGCCUCCAAAGUCCAAAUUCUCCCAUGCCACUGAUGAAGAUGCAAUCAGUGAUAUAUGCAAGGCUCUGCAAUGGGAUUCAAUCGAUCUAACAAACAUCAAUAGCUCUUACCAACUCCAAGUAAAGGAGCUUAUAACAAAAUACUAUGGAGAUCGGUACCUGCAAUUUCUAUCACAAGUGUAUCGCGAUAACCCAGAAAAAAAUAGUACGUUUAAAGCGCUCGGACAUGGUGCUAUAGGACUAAUUAUACACUCAGUAAACGCAUUUUACAAUAUUUUAUGGGACAAAAAUGACCAAACCUGGGAAAAGAUGAAGUUGGACAUUUUGCAUGGAGAGUUCAAACCAGAAUUCAUUGUUGAGAUAUCAGUUAGCAGGGGGUGUGAAUUGGCAGAAAAAUCACCGAUCAUCACUCCCAAAGUAGACAACAAACAAAUUUUGGUAUAUACCGAAUACGCAGCCAACAUAAAAAGAAAAAAUAUCGCAACAUUCAUAUACAAGUCUCCCGAUUUAAAAACGCGCUCGCAUACAUUUGAUGAAAUACUCCUUCAGUUGGAUAGAUAUGGUAAGUACAUUGUAAAAAAUAUAUACUCUUUUCAGCUCAUUUAUCAAUGGAAGAUUUUAGUAUGCGAAAUAUCUACAUAA